AUGUCUUCCCAACACUCUGCUGCCAACUCUCUUCCUCAUGAAGAACAAAGCCCUCUUACUGAAGUUGGUAUUCCCUCUCCCAUUCUGAGUGAACAGACACAUCUCACGAAAAUUGGUGACAUUUCUCCUCUUCUUGGAUCCACCGCUCUUUCCAUCAAUGGUAAUAUUGAAAUGAUAUACACUAGUCUUGAUUCCUUGCCACCUCUUUCAGUUGUUGGUUCUGUUCCUCCUACUCUUGUGCCUACCGUCCCAUCAGCCAUUAAUAGCAACACUAGUAGUUCCAUCACUUUGGAAAUGUUGUUAGCUUCUGCGAAGAAAGACCUUAGCAUAAAGAAGAACAACUUUUAUGUGGCUUAUGCUAACUAUGUGUCUCUUUCGAAGGUCAACCCCAUGUCAGACGCGGUCAGACAUGCUUCUUCCAUUAAGAGGGAAGCUCAAGAAUUGUUUGAGGAUGCCCAGAAGACCCUCAAGGUGCUUGAAAAAGCCAACGCCCCUCCUGCUAUUCUUGAAGACAAGAAGAGCAUGGUAGUCCCUAGCAACUUACCUUUCUUGCAGCUCUGCACAGAAACCAGGGUGAAGCACAAUCGUGACGUGUUUGACUCUGUGUACGAUUUUUGCCAAGAAUUCACUAUGGUCUUGGAGUCUUAUUCCCUGUCCUUGGACUUGUGCUGGAAGCGUCUGCUUCCCAUAUGCCUGAACAAGGAGGAAAGAUCCUGGUUUGAAGACAAACUAAAGGGAAAGGCAUACAAGUGGAAGAAGACAGAAGGGAUUCUGCUGGAUCACUAUGAUACUCCUUUCAGAAGAUUUCUGAACAUGGGUCGUGUGUGGAAAAUGAUGCAGAAGAAAGGUGAGUCAGUUCGUGCGUUUGGAGCUAAAUUUCAAACAGCUAGAAGACAAGCGUCCUUGGAGAAUGGUAUCCAGAUAGUUCUUUGUUUCUGGUGGAACUUGCACCCGGAAGUCCGGGAAGCAAGCCUGAUCCCAUUGUCAGCCAACUAUGGCACCAAACUGCCCUCCAAAGUGGAGAAUAUAAUCUCAUUAGUCAGUGUAGCCACUAGCAAUUCCACGGCCCUACUCAACCAACCUGCAGAGUGUGGCACCCCUGCCAAAUGGAAGUCAUUUGCCGAUGCCUAUAGUAUCUCCUCUUCGAUAAGUCACAAGGGAAAGAAGAGAGCUAUUGCCAGGGACAACGAUCCUAAGCACGCUAAGAAGUCUUGGAAUUUUAAGAAGGCAAUCAAAGAUAAUGUGUCAAGAAUGGCUGUGCGCUCACCUGCUGAUAGAUCAGUAGCUUCCCCCCCUGCUUGUGGUGGUUUCCCCCCUUCUCGUGAUAGUCAUUUCUCUGUUCGUGGCAACUCUUCCCCUGCUAGUAGUUCCUCAACGUCGUGGUCAAUGGACCAAGAUAACACAAGUGCUUUGGCCAAGAUGAUCUUGAAUUCAAUACACAUAUUAAAAGAAUUGGCACUUGUGUGUAUUGGUACUGAUUAUAUGUCCACUCUGGGUAUUGAUAUUUAUGGUUUACCUCUAUCAUAUGAUGAUGCUGAUUCAAGUGAAGAACGUAGAGAAGCUGAUAGAUGCUUCAAUAACAAAAGUGAUCUUCUUGAAUCCCUAGAGAGAGAAUGA
This is a messenger RNA of Phycomyces blakesleeanus NRRL 1555(-), 1617 nucleotides long. RefSeq lists its product as hypothetical. The transcript is spliced from 3 exons. The record is from RefSeq and is a predicted model, not a curated record. NCBI's taxonomy places the organism in Eukaryota, Fungi, Mucoromycota, Mucoromycetes, Mucorales, Phycomycetaceae. Bases 1 to 1617 code for a protein of 538 amino acids.